AUGAAUGACCCUUCGUUAAUGGGCUAUCCAAACCAGGCUCAACAACAACAACAACAGCAGCAGCAACCUGGGGCCCUUUUAUCAAAUGGCACAACAAACAAUUUAUCAAAUGGAUCCAUUAAUCCUUUACAUCAACAAAUACAUAUGAAUAAUCCAAUGCCACCACCUGGUAUAAUGAAUCCAAACGAUAUGAAUCAUAUUUCAUCAAACUUCCCUCAAAUGUUAGAACAAUUAAACAACGGAAUGAAUAUGAAUACCAAUAAUAGCAACAAUAAUACGAAUGCUCUUACACUAAAUCUACACGAUAAUAGUAGUAAUAACAACAACGCAAACAACCUAGCAAAUGCAAUUGGCAUGAAUAGUAUGGCAAAUAACACAAGUCCUGCGUUGAAUUCUAUAAACCUUAACUCUUUAAACAAUGCCCCAGGUGGAUCAACUUUAAAUACCACAAAUGCAACAACUACUGCCAUAAAAGCGAACGCGAACAAUCCUUUAUUCCAUCCUCAUCUAGAAGAUCCGGCUCUUUUGAAUAAUCCAAUUUGGAAACUUCAACUACAACUGGCAGCAGUUUCUUUACAAUCUUUAGGUCAACCUAACGUAUAUGCAAGACAAAAUGCAAUGAAGAAAUAUCUAGCAAGUCAAAACCCGACACAUCAACAACAUCAAGUACAACAACAACAACAACAACAGGGGAAACAACAACAAGGUCUAGGUUCUCAACCUUCAUCUCAACCGCAAUCUCAACUUCCACCAUCAUCAUCUCAACAACAACAAAUCCCUGAAGCAUCCAUGUCAUUAGUAGAUCGUACUAAACAAUUAUUAAUGGAUAUCGCAUUAGAAACCUCCAAAGAAAAAUCUACAAAUAAUAAAGGUGCUCCAAUACCACCACAUAGUGCCAAAGGUGGGCCUCCUAAUUCUGCUGCAAGUAAUAAUAUAACUGAUUCCAUCGUAUCAAGUGCAACUAAUACACCAACUGCAACGUCCAACAAUAGUACACUCUCUACACCAACUACACCACAUAUUGAACUAAAUAAUUUAAGAGAUGGAGGAGGAGGUGUAGCUGGUAUCAACGUGACACCAACUUCAACCUCAGCAUUACUACAACAUAAGAAAUUGUCUCAAUAUAAUAUUGAUGAAGAUGAUGAAAUUGAAAACAGAAUGGUUGCUCCAAAGGAUACUAAAUAUAAUGAUCAAUUAUGGCAUGCCAUUGAUUUCUCCAAUUUACAAAUCUUCAACAUUAACCAAAACCUUUUCAAAUAUAAUUUCUUAACAAGAUUAUAUCUAAAUGGGAAUGGCCUAACAACAUUACCUGAAGAAAUUAAGAAUUUAACAAAUUUAUGUGUUCUUGAUUUAUCAAAUAAUAGAUUGACUGAAUUACCCGUCGGAUUAGGUUCAUGUUUCAGAUUGAAAUAUUUAUAUUUCUUCAAUAAUUUAAUCACCAACCUACCAUGGGAAUUAGGUAACCUUUACAACUUACAAUUUCUAGGUUGCGAAGGUAAUCCAUUAGACAAACAAUUAUUGAAAAUUCUAACUGAAAAAUCAUUCACAGGUUUAAUUUUCUACUUAAGAGACAAUAGACCCGAAAUUCCCUUGACGCACGAUCGAGAAUUUAUCGAAAUUAACGCAGACGGUGAACCAACAAGGAAAUAUGAUUCAUUACAAUUAGCUUCUGCAAAUAUUAAUCCUGAUUUAGAGAAAAAAUCAUUCACAAUCUUAUCUUAUAAUACCUUAUGUCAACAUUAUGCAACUCCAAAAAUGUACCGUUAUACUCCAUCAUGGGCAUUGAGUUGGGAUUACAGACGUGAAAAAUUGAAAGAACAAAUCUUGUCAUAUCAAUCUGAUAUCCUAUGUUUACAAGAAGUGGAAUCCAAGACAUUUGAAGAAUUUUGGGGUCCUCUAUUGGAAAAAUAUGAUUAUCAAGGUGUUUUCCACAUCAAGACCAGAGCCAAGACUAUGCAAACGAAAGAAUCUAAAAAAGUUGACGGAUGUUGUAUCUUCUUUAAGAAAAGUAAAUUUAAAUUAUUAGCUAAAGAAGCAAUGGAUUUCAGUGGUACUUGGAUGAAACAUAAAAAAUUCCAAAGAACAGAAGAUUAUUUGAAUCGUGCAAUGAACAAAGAUAAUGUCGCUCUGUAUAUGAAAUUACAAUCAAUAACCUCCGGGGAAACCGUUUGGGUUGUUACUACACAUUUACAUUGGGAUCCUAAAUUUAAUGACGUUAAGACUUUCCAAGUUGGUAUCUUAUUAGAUCAUAUGGAAACUUUAUUAAAGGAGGAAAAUCCAAAGCAAGAUGUUAAAAAGGCCAACGUAGUUAUAUGUGGUGAUUUGAAUUCUUAUUUAGAUUCUGCAGUAUAUGAAUUAUUCACUACAGGUCGUGUAGUUAAUCAUCAAGAUAAUAAGGGAAGAGAUUUCGGUUAUAUGACUCAAAAGCAUUUCGCUCAUAAUUUAUCAUUGAAAUCAAGUUAUAAUUGUAUUGGAGAAUUACCAUUCACAAAUUUCACGCCUUCUUUCACCGAUGUCAUUGAUUAUAUAUGGUUUUCUACACAAUCUCUUCGUGUUAGAGGUCUCCUAGGUGAAGUGGAUCCAGAUUACGCUGCCAAAUUUGUUGGGUUCCCUAAUGAUAAAUUCCCUAGUGAUCAUAUUCCAUUGCUAGCAAGAUUCGAAUUUGUUAAAAGUUCUAGUGGUAGCAGGAAAAUAUAG
Messenger RNA from Naumovozyma dairenensis CBS 421, 2697 nucleotides. RefSeq names its product CCR4-NOT core exoribonuclease subunit CCR4 (gene CCR4). The transcript has a single exon. The record is from RefSeq and is a predicted model, not a curated record. The coding region runs from base 1 to 2697 and encodes 898 amino acids. Gene Ontology annotation, cellular component: CCR4-NOT complex; cytoplasm; nucleus. Gene Ontology annotation, biological process: nuclear-transcribed mRNA poly(A) tail shortening. Gene Ontology annotation, molecular function: poly(A)-specific ribonuclease activity; protein binding. NCBI's taxonomy places the organism in Eukaryota, Fungi, Ascomycota, Saccharomycetes, Saccharomycetales, Saccharomycetaceae.